Molecule: messenger RNA, 820 nt
Organism: Trypanosoma cruzi
Lineage: Eukaryota; Euglenozoa; Kinetoplastea; Trypanosomatida; Trypanosomatidae
Exons: 1
Molecular function (GO): protein binding
Source: RefSeq, a predicted model, not a curated record
GGGAAUGAUCUGGCGUCUUGUCUCUGAGGACGAUCCCGCGUUGCCGGAUAUAAUUCACAUUGCGAGAACCGCAUUUCUUCACAUGAUGGGGGGUGUGGGGUACGGCCGCGUGGAUGUUCGUAUUGAUCGUGAAAAGAACACGGUUGUUUUUCUUGAAAUCAAUCCUAACUGUGGCAUCAUGUAUCCAUAUGGACAAGAGGGCUCGGCGGAUUGGAUCUUGCGUCUUACGCCGGAGUUUAAACAAAAGGAAUUUGCAAAACUUCAAAUAAGUGAAGCCAUUCGAAUACAUAAGUGCAAGCAGCCGCUCUUUCGAUGUGCCUAUGAUCCGGUACGGGAGUAUUACAUUUGUGCCACAAGGAAUAUACCCGCAGGCAGCAUUAUCUUUGAGGGCGAGGGCCGGUUGGUACGUUUAUGCACGAAACCGUACGUAAAGGCAAAUUGGAGCGAGGUGGAGUACAAUGAAUUUCUCCAUGAUGCCUGGCCCGUGGGUGCGGAGGGUCAUUACUAUGCCCUGUGGGAUCUUGAAUCGUCGGAUUGGCGUGCGGUGAAUCAUUCCUGUGAUCCAAAUAUGGGGUUUUGUCCGAAUCGCUCACUCAAUGUUUAUGCUUUGCGUGAUAUCGCGAAGGGUGAAGAACUCACGAUGGAUUGUCGCCUUUUUAUGGAUGACACAAUGCCACCCUUUCAGUGUCACUGCAAGACGUCUAUUUGUGCAGGAUGGAUCCGAGGGGGUGUGAUGAGAGAAAGUCAUUUCUUUGAAUCAUACACGGAGAGGUUGAUCCACAGGGAGGACAAAUUUAUUACACAACUGACGAGGAAUUGA